UAGGCAGAAGCAUCCAGCUUGCAUGAUAUUCUAAGCAGGACUGAAUCUCCAUGAGACGAAACUUAAAGAAGAGAAUGACCUGGAGUCUCUGGCUCCCAUUCAGUGCUCUAAGAAGAGGAUGGCCAUGUCUGUCCAGGUGCCCCUGAUCGACCUCACUGAGGAGGAUUCCAAGGAGUCCUCCCAGAGCAGCAGUACCACGUCUGCCAGCAGCACCCAGGAGGACCAGAAUGGAUCUCCCAAACUCGUUGAUUGGGAGCAGGAGAGCAGAAUUGCAGGGGAAGAGGUGGAAUACCAGGAUGGGAAAGAUUUUGGAAUUGGGGAGCUCAUGUGGGGGAAGAUCAAGGGCUUCUCCUGGUGGCCUGCAAUCAUCAUCUCCUACAGAGUCACGUCCAAACGUCAGGCAAUCUCUGGAAUGCACUGGGUGCAAUGGUUUGGGGACGGGAAGUUCUCCGAAGUUUCAGCAGACAAGCUGGUGGGUCUGAUGGCUUUUAGGCAGCAUUUCAACCACUCCACAUUUAAUAAGUUAGUCUCCUAUCGACGAGCCAUACACCAUGCCCUGGAGGUUGCUAGGAGCCGGGCAGGAAAGACAUUCCCAGAACCCCGGCCAAGCGGCUAAAGACUAACUUCUGCAACAACAACAAGGAGCGGGUGGAGGAGGACCAGAGCAGAGAGCAAAUGGUUUCCAAAGUCACAAACAACAACAGGAGCC
Messenger RNA from Trachemys scripta elegans, 709 nucleotides. RefSeq names its product DNA (cytosine-5)-methyltransferase 3B-like. The coding region runs from base 119 to 616 and encodes 165 amino acids. The transcript has a single exon. The record is from RefSeq and is a predicted model, not a curated record. NCBI's taxonomy places the organism in Eukaryota, Metazoa, Chordata, Testudines, Emydidae. Gene Ontology annotation, cellular component: nucleus. Gene Ontology annotation, biological process: negative regulation of transcription by RNA polymerase II. Gene Ontology annotation, molecular function: DNA (cytosine-5-)-methyltransferase activity, acting on CpG substrates; DNA binding.